Molecule: messenger RNA, 2721 nt
Organism: Strongylocentrotus purpuratus (purple sea urchin)
Lineage: Eukaryota; Metazoa; Echinodermata; Echinoidea; Camarodonta; Strongylocentrotidae
Product: NADPH oxidase 5-like
Exons: 13
Coding region: 1-2571 (856 amino acids)
Biological process (GO): superoxide anion generation; defense response
Cellular component (GO): NADPH oxidase complex; plasma membrane
Molecular function (GO): superoxide-generating NAD(P)H oxidase activity; calcium ion binding
Source: RefSeq, a predicted model, not a curated record
AUGGCAGGAAUGCAAGAAAAGGAUGAGAAAUGGUUGGUGAAGUUGGAGAAGCACUUUCAAGAAGUUGCAGGAGAUGAUAACCUCAUUGAUUUGGACGAGUUCAUAAAUGCACUGAACGUGAAGAAGUCAUUCUUUGCUGAGCGUUUCUUCGAACUAAUUGACACGGAUCAGUCAGGGAGUAUCAGCUUGAAGGAACUGAUCGGCGCUCUGCGGCUACUUGUCAAUGGAACGGAACAAGAGAAACUUCACUUUCUCUUCCAGGUUUAUGACGUAGAUGGUAGCGGAUUUAUCGACUUUGAUGAGCUCAAGACGGUCCUUCGGUCUUGCACAGCUGAAUCUGCAAUGACCCUGUGCGACGAAACAUUGACGGAGCUCACUGAAAUUCUCUUCGACGAUGCCGAUGUCGAUGGCGAUGGUGAGGUCAGCUUUGAAGAGCUUUCUGAACAGCUACAGCGGUACCCUGGCAUCACAUCUAAUCUUACAAUCAGCUACAAUACACUCCGCAAUCACUUCUCCGUCAUCAUCUUCUGGAUCGUCUUCGUGAUGAUCAACGCUGGGCUGGCAGCAUGGGGUGCGUACGAAGGUUAUCAAAGCGUCAGUGAUGAGAGGCAUCCAGCGGCAAUAUCCAUCGCCAGAAGUGCAGGUCGCUGUCUUAGUUUCGAAUGCUGUUUUGUCCUGGUCCUGAUGCUUCGGAAGCUGUUGACGAUAUUACGUAAUACGUUCCUGAUGUCGGUGCUCCCUCUCGAUCAGCAUGUCGUAAUCCACAAGAUUGUUGCCGUCUUCAUUAUCAUCUUGUCUGUUAUUCACACCGCCGGUCAUAUUGCAAACAUCGGAUUGAUCUACCAGGUAGAGAAUGUUAAUGGCACAACAGCCGCAUGGAUUCUUGAUGUCCUGGUCCGACCUUUUCCUGGUCUUGGCCUUGUUGAAGGAUCUUGUAUCAUCACUGGCAUAAUCUACCUUGCAGAACGCCUUCUACGUCUUCAGUUUUUUAGACGAGCACGAUUUGGUAAAGUCUACAUUCAAAAAGGAUACGUGUUACCGGCUAAUGUUGUACAACUUGUUAUCCAGCGUCCCGCUAAAUUCAAGUUUCACGCAGGCGAAUACAUCCAUGUUAAUAUUCCAUUCAUAGCAUCUCAUGAGUGGCACCCUUUCACCAUUAGCAGCGCACCAGAACAACAAGAAUACUUGACUCUUCACAUAAGAUGUGUGGGACAUUGGACAAAGCGACUCUACGAUGUCGUCAGAGAACGUGAGCUUACUCUUCUUGAACACGAAAAUGCAGGCUUUGGCGAGAUCGACAAAGACCACGACGUACCUUUAGAGGUCAUCGUUGAUGUAAGUUCUACCAAGAGUACACCCGCCGUGGAGUCUAACGGCCAGCAGAGUAUCAUCUCGGAUACACAUAUUAAUAGGAAUGGACGUAGAUCUUCACAAACAUACGGCAAAAGAAGGAGAACCGCAAGUGGUGCAAUCAACUCAGGCUUCGAGCCAGAAUUACCAAACGGUGACAAAGAUGGAACCAAGACCGUAACAGAGGGCAAACCAUAUAACACUGGUCAGAACGAUAAUGAAUCAGUUACACAGAAAGUGAAUGCAGCACAAUUAAGUCUUCCACGUAAAGCUGAUCACCCAUCUGCUUCCCAAGGUGAUUGCCAACCGAUGUCUUACAAAGAGCUGGGCGAAGUAUCUAUGACUUUAGAGGUCAAUGGCGACAGUUUCAAAAUGAAAUCGUUGAACUCACGCCAAAGCAUUGAUGUACAGGAGGCACCUCGAGGGAGUACCACCAAAAGACAAUCACUGAGGGUUAGACAGUCCCUAGUUGGUCGGGAAAAGAGAAGUGUCUGUGGAAAGCCGAACGGCGAUGUUAACAGGAAGAUGAGUUUAGUGACGUUAAGAAGGAACGGUGCCCGACAUUCGUUGGAUCUGUCAAAGGAUUUAGGCGGUAGACCUCACACUGGAUUGGAAGUUAUAUUAGAUGGUCCGUAUGGAGCACCUGCGCAGCAUAUCAUGGAGGCUGAACAUGCCGUACUCAUCGGGGCAGGAAUAGGCAUCACACCGUUUGCCUCGAUCUUGCAAAGCAUAAACGAGAGAUAUAAGGCGGCCAGGAAGCACUGUCCAAACUGCAAUCAUACUUGGGUGACUGAUUCAUCAUCUAUUCUGAAAACGAAGAAGGUGGACUUUGUUUGGAUCAAUCGAGAUCAACAUUCCUUCGAGUGGUUUAUCAGCCUCAUCAGCGCCAUCGAGUUGGAACAGGCUGAGAUACCCGCAGCAGGUCGCUUUCUCGACAUCCAUCUCUAUAUGACAUCAGCUCUCUCACCCAGUGACAUGAAGGCCAUCGGACUCCACGUCGCUCUCGAUCUCAUCCACAAGAAGAAAAAGCGAGAUACAAUCACGGGCUUGAAGACGAGGACCCAGGCUGGAAGGCCGGAUUGGGACGAGGUUUUCCAAAACCUGAAACAGCAGCACAAAGGCAAGAUCACUGUGUUCUUCUGUGGCUCUCCUGCUCUAGGAAAGAUCCUCUCAACCAAAUGCUUACAGUACCAAAUGGAAUUCAGAAAGGAGAACUUCUAAGACCAUGAAGACAUCGUGUUUUCAAUAAUUGACCAAACACAAAGUAAUCUAACUUUCUAAACAUAUGACAUGGAAAGUGGAGCAGAUACUAAAAUGGGCAAUUCCGCACACCGUGUCCCAUUCUGCACAAGAUUCAUUAAUUUCAUCUAA